Myotis davidii is the source of this 543-nucleotide messenger RNA. It is a transcript of the gene ATOX1, whose product is annotated as antioxidant 1 copper chaperone. The transcript has 5 exons. Gene Ontology annotation, molecular function: metal ion binding; copper chaperone activity. Gene Ontology annotation, cellular component: cytosol. NCBI's taxonomy places the organism in Eukaryota, Metazoa, Chordata, Mammalia, Chiroptera, Vespertilionidae. Gene Ontology annotation, biological process: copper ion transport. The coding region runs from base 1 to 378 and encodes 125 amino acids. The record is from RefSeq and is a predicted model, not a curated record.
AUGAGCGGUUGCUCCACAAGGAGACCGAGCCCGAGGGCCCCCGUGCCUUCAGGGGCGGUUCUGAGCCUCUCCGGUCCGGGGCUGGGUCCUUUUUCCUUCUUUCCCUCCCGUGGUAGAUCCGGCCCCUGCAGCCCCUAUCCCGCCUUUUCCGCAGAUCGGUACCAGGGGAACCAAGUGAAGCACGAGUUCUUUGUAGACAUGACUUGUGAAGGCUGCUCUAACGCAGUCACUCGGGUCCUCAACAAGCUAGGAGGAGUUGAAUUUGAGAUCGAUCUGCCCAACAAGAAGGUUUGCAUCGACUCUGAGCACAACGUGGACACUCUGUUGGAGACGCUGAAGAAAACAGGGAAGACUGUUACCUACAUCGGCCCCAAAUAGCGAGGGCCUGGGUCCCCGGCCCGCAGGAUGGACCAGAGCGGGCAGGACCCUGAUCCUUCCUGCCUUCCAGACAGAUCUGGAGCCUGGCACUCCUGCCCAACGUUGGGAGUUCCUGCGGAGACCCUCCCUAGCUUCCCUGCAAUAAAGUCAAACUGCUUUUGUUGA